UUAAAACAGGAUCAGAGAACCUGGCUCCGUCGGUUUGACCCAAACCAGCUGAAUGGAUCUGCACAUCUCACUUAUCCUGUGUUUACUCUCAGCACUUGGUUUUUGCUCAUGCCAAAAUGAGUUACUACUGAAUGGACCUCUGAAUGGAGUAGUAGGAGAGAGUGUGGAGUUCACCCUCAUUAACCCACCAUAUGCACCACCUAGAAGAAUCACCUGGAGUUUUAGUGGAUAUAGAGAAGUUACAAUCUUCACUUCAAUUGGUGAAGCAGAGAUUGCACAUGUUGAUUAUGCUGGCAGAAUCUCUUUGGACAAAACCACCGCUUCACUGGAGCUCAGGGGCCUGACUCUCAAUGACACUGGGCUGUACACUGUGAGCAUCUCCAUCAGUGGUGUAGAAUACCGGGGAGUCACAUCACUGACGGUGUUUGAGAAAAUCUCCAAUGUGAAAGCAGAGGCCAAUCAGAAUGAGUUGGUGGAGUUCAACAGCUCUGUCAUCCUCAUGCUCCACCAUUGGCUCCUCCCCCUCAUUUUCCCGCCCUGCAACGCCCCCGCAGACCGGCUCCAGAGAAACAACGGCAUCACACUGACAUCCAGCAUCGCCCACGCCGCCCUGCUUCCCAUCCUGGGCCCUCAACACAGUCAGCAUCCCCUAGACGGCUUCUCCCGCUUGACAUGA
Clupea harengus (Atlantic herring) is the source of this 676-nucleotide messenger RNA. RefSeq names its product SLAM family member 9-like. The coding region runs from base 53 to 676 and encodes 207 amino acids. The transcript has 4 exons. The record is from RefSeq and is a predicted model, not a curated record. Lineage: Eukaryota; Metazoa; Chordata; Actinopteri; Clupeiformes; Clupeidae.